GCAUAAGCUUGCCUUUCCCUUCUGUGACUACUCCCCGAGAGGAGGAGCGUGCUGUGCAGCGCAGUAGGCGUCAGGAUCCUCAAUUUCCAACUUAGCAUCUUGGCAGGACGUUUUCCCAAGCAAAGCCCCCAGUCCGAUCGGUGAAAAAAAAAAAAAAACAACAACAGAAAAACCACAAAUAAAACUUCUGCACGGGCAUGAGAGCGACGGUGCAACACAGAUAAAGGAGCAGCGCGGUGAGAACUCCUUCGACCGUCAGAGGCUGGUUGGCUGGCAGCGAUCAAAAAUAAUCCGCCUCUUUUUUUAUUUCGGCUUUUUACUUUUUUCUUUUUUUUUUUUCUUGCUCUCUGCGUUGUCAUCUGCAAGAAGGGGACAGACAGCGGGUUCUGCACUCACGUAGCUCAUAUGCGCUCCGACAGCAGCGCAUGAGAAGACACAAGAAAGCGGGAGAAAGUGCGCAAGUUUAAGUGGCUUCACACUCUCCGGGCUCCAGCAUGGCGUAUCCUCAGGGCUACUUGUACCAGCCGUCCGCGUCUUUAGCCCUGUAUUCCUGCCCUGCUUACAGCACCAGCGUCAUAUCAGGACCCAGAACGGAGGAGCUUGGGAGGUCCUCUUCGGGAUCGGCGUUUGCGCCCUAUGCUGGAUCUACCGCGUUCACCAGCGCCUCUCCGGGCUAUAACUCCCACUUACCGUACAGCGCGGACGCAGCGGCGGCUGCCACUUUCACCUCAUAUGUGAGCUCUCCCUAUGAUCACACAACGGGAAUGGCAGGCUCUAUAGGAUACCACCCUUACGCUGCGCCCCUGGGCACCUACCCUUAUGGUGACCCUGCAUACCGCAAGAACGCAACGCGGGACGCCACCGCCACCCUGAAGGCUUGGCUCAACGAGCACCGAAAGAACCCUUAUCCGACAAAAGGGGAGAAGAUCAUGCUGGCCAUCAUUACCAAAAUGACCCUCACACAGGUUUCCACCUGGUUUGCCAACGCCAGGAGGAGGCUAAAGAAGGAGAACAAGAUGACCUGGACCCCUCGGAACCGGAGCGAGGACGAGGAGGAGGACGAGAACAUUGACUUGGAGAAGAACGAUGACGACGAGCCAAGCAAGCCCAUCGACAAGGGAGACUCCACAGACACAGAAGCAGAUCCCAGACUACUGAACCCAGGGGACAUUGGCUGUGACAGACUUAAAGAAGAGAGCCAUAAAGAAACGGAUCCCCUCUUGAGCGACUCGGAGCUAAAAGAGCAGGAGGAGCGGACUACAGAGCUGCUGCCGGAUUCUGCCAAGCCGACCACCUCGUCUCCACCGGCGGCGCCCCGGGGGAAUCAGGCCGGCGCUCCGCAAGACAAGCCUUCAGAUUUGAGCCUCCCACAGAACACGGUGACCAGCAACGUGACCUCGGUUAUCCACUCCCCCCCUUCAGCCCCGAAACCCAAACUGUGGUCUUUGGCAGAGAUCGCUACGUCUUCAGACAGGUGUAAGGGCAGCGGUGAGGCGCAGCAGGCGUGCCCCGGCUUGGCUCAAAGCGCGGUGCUGGGCACCAACGCGUCUCCGUCCCGGUCCUCCCCCCAGUGCGCGCUCCCCAACAGCACGGUCCUAUCCAGGCCUCUGUACUACACCUCUCCUUUCUACCCUGGCUACACGAACUAUGGUGGCAGCUUUGGACCCAUUCACAGUAACCACGGCUCGGUGACCACGGGCUCCACGACACAUUUCAAUGGAUUAAACCAGACUGUGUUAAAUAGAGCAGAGGCCUUGGUAAGGGAGAGCCAGAAAGUCAGAGGCCAAACACAUGUAGAUCUUUGUAAAGACUCCCCUUAUGAACUAAAGAAAGGUAUGUCAAAUAUUUAAUACCUGAAUAUUUUCCACCUCCUCACGGACUUUUAUUUAUUUUUUAUUUUUUUGUGGUUGCUUAAAAAAAAAAAAGUAAAAACAACAAGAAGAAAGAUGAAGCACAUUCUGAGAAUACAGUUAUUUUCUGAGUAAGUGCUUAUCUUCAAAAUAUGUUUAGUUUCUGAAUGGUUAAUCAUAAAAAAAAUGUAACAAGAAUGGUCUUAAUCGCUGCAGCCGCCUAUUUGUAUGAAAGACUAACAUGUAUAUUUAAUGUAGCUUUUUGUAUUUAAAAUGGACAACACGCUAUCUUUGAAGUAAAUUAUGGAGAAAAAAAA
Cyprinodon tularosa is the source of this 2167-nucleotide messenger RNA. RefSeq names its product iroquois homeobox 5a (gene irx5a). Gene Ontology annotation, molecular function: RNA polymerase II cis-regulatory region sequence-specific DNA binding; DNA-binding transcription factor activity, RNA polymerase II-specific. Gene Ontology annotation, cellular component: nucleus. The record is from RefSeq and is a predicted model, not a curated record. NCBI's taxonomy places the organism in Eukaryota, Metazoa, Chordata, Actinopteri, Cyprinodontiformes, Cyprinodontidae. Gene Ontology annotation, biological process: cell development; regulation of transcription by RNA polymerase II; neuron differentiation. The transcript is spliced from 3 exons. Bases 495 to 1850 code for a protein of 451 amino acids.